GCAGGGACGGGGGAAUCUGGAGCCAGGCUUGUUUGUGGAAAAUCUGGUCCGCUCAGGUGUGCGAGGCGCUGCUGGUGCACAGGCGCAGCGUGGGACCGGGGCGAGGCCCGAGCUGAGGGAGCCGAAGGCGCGAGCUGCCUGCCGCCGCUGCCGCACGCUGAAGCGAGGCGACGCGAGGCCUGACCGGCGCCUACGUGCCGCUCGUCCAGUUCUUAUUUUAUUCCGUGCGUGACGCUCAUGAGGGUUGCGAUUCUUCUCUCGCUGUUUUUUCCUUCCUCAUUCUUUUGCUGGUGCUCCCCCCUUUCACCCACUCGAGCCUGUCACUUCCUCCCUGUCCCCUGCCUGCUCGCCCGUCCUCCCUUCCUCUUCCAACGCUCCCUCUCUUCCUUGUCCAGUUUAUUGCAUAAUCCUGCGUCACCGCCGUCGAUCGUUUCUUCCUCAUCCCCUCUGCUUUGAAGAUCUUCCAGUCUUCGCUUUUGUGGUUUCUUCUUGUGGCCUUGUCCCGAUGGCCCAUCUCCCACCUCGCCGGCAGAACGUGCCGCUCUCUGAUUUACUAAUCUGUAAAGAACGUAGGUGGCCAUGUCUCCAGGAGAGGACGGCCUGAUUGGGAUCCCCUUCCCGGAGCACAGCAACGAGCUCUUAUCCCACCUCAAUGACCAGAGGAGGACGGGGCUCCUGUGUGACCUCACGCUCACGUCCCGCGGGGCGCGCUACCCCACGCACCGCUCCGUCAUGGCUGCCGUCAGCCUCUACUUCCGCCAGCUGUUCGGCGCGGAGGAGGGCCGCGGCGAGGGCGGCGGCGGCGGCGGCUUCAGCGUGUGCCAGCUGGACUGCGUGGCCCCCGACGCGCUGGACGCCCUGCUGGAGUUCGCCUACACCGCCACGCUGACCAUCCCCAGCUCCGGGAUGAGGGACGUGCUGCGCGGGGCCCAGCUCCUGGGCAUCCAGUGCGUGGCCGACGCUUGCCGGGACAUCCUCGGCGAGACGGCGGAGACGGAGGGCGAGACGGCGGGGGAGCAGAGGGCCCAGCGCGUGGCCACCGCCGGUCUGGCGGCGGGCGUGAAGUGCUCCCGGAGGAAAACGGACAGAAAGAAAGUGAAGAAGGUCGAGGCGUAUGAUAUGAACCCGCCUCACGCGUCCCCCGUCUCGCACCCCUCGCCUGCGUCCGACAGCCUGCGCUCUCUGCCGUCGACCCAGCCGCCCAGCCCCGACCAGGAGGAGCAGCACAGACCUCGGCAGAAUGGGGAUCCCAGGGCGGUGAAGGAGCCGGGGAGAGGGGCCGCGCUGAACGGGGAGCUCCCCCACUGGCUGCACGAGCGCCCCCGCCUGGCGCACCCGCCUCCCGGCCCCGACAAGGUGUCGGAGGACGACGAGGUGGAGUCCUUCAACGGGAUGAUAAUGGGAAGCACCUCCCUGACCACCGCUGUGUCGGCCCAGGGGGCGGCGGCGGCGGCGGCGGGAGGCGGGAGGAAGAGGAAGUCUCAGACGCCGCAGCAGUGCCCCGUCUGUCAGAAGAUCAUCCACGGAGCCGGGAAACUCCCCCGACACAUGAGGACUCACACGGGAGAGAAGCCGUUCCAGUGCUCCGCCUGUGGCGUUCGCUUCACUCGGAACGACAAGCUGAAGAUCCACAUGCGGAAGCACACGGGGGAGCGCCCGUACCCCUGCACCCACUGCCCGGCCCGCUUCCUGCACUCGUACGACCUGAAGAACCACCUGUCCCUGCACAGCGGGGCGCGGCCCUUCGAGUGCCCCCUCUGCCACAAGGCCUUCGCCCGCGAGGACCACCUCCAGCGCCACCGCAAGGGACACAGCUGCCUGGAGCUGCACGCGCGCCGGCCCCGGCGCGGCCGCGAGCCGGCGGAGGACGGCGGCGGGCGGCGGGAGGCGUCCAACCCCCUGGAGGCGCUGCCGCUGGGGGCUCACCCCUCCGUGUUCCUCCCCGCCGCGGCGCUGGACGGCGGCGGUGGCGGUUCCGGCGGCGGCCCGGCGCUGGUGUUCCCGGGUGACAUGGAGCGGGAACGCUCCCUCGCCUACCAGGCGCUGGCCCAUCUCGGGCCCCACGGCCUGGCCGCCUACCCCGAGCUGUUCCUGCGGCGGCUGCAGCAGCGAGGGGGCAGAGAGGCGGAGGGCGAAGACCCCGGAGGGACCCACUCGCCCAACGCGCAGCGCCACCAAUGGGUGGACGACGGCGAGGACGAAAUGGGAGAAGAGGAGGCCGAGGAGGAGGAAUAGUUUGUGUAUAUACGUGUGCGUGCGUGAUGAGGCACGAAACAACAACUAUCUCCUCAGGUAGCUGGACUAAUGACCUGCUGCUAACACAGGGAGCGCUUAAGAAUAACUAAAUGAUACAUAUAGAGAGAGUGUGAGAGAGAAAAUGGAAAACGGGUUUUUCAGAUAUUUUAAAUGUUUGUCCCCUUGCUUUUGGCAUAAGAUUUAAUUUGUCUCUUAAAUUUGAUUUCUUAGUUGCUGUUUAAUUUUCCUGUAUUUUAGGUUUGAGCUGUUUCUCGGUUUGGUGUUUUUUUUAUUUCUAGCUGGACAUGCUUGUGUUGAGUGAGUGGUUACUGGGACGCUUUUCACUAUGCAAACUAAAACCCCAGAGCUGUGUCAUGGAAGGAUGUUUGAAGAUGUAUAUUUUACGUACAAAAAGGAUGCAGAGAUUCAGGUGCGAUUCAAGUCACACGUCACGAGACUGAGUUUGCGAGUCCGCUGGCCUCUAGCGGCCGCUGGUGGAGCUGCAAUCUUAUAUCAGUAAUCUUCUUUUCUUUGAUUUGGUGCUUAAACCAAAGAUUUUAGUUGAACCUUUUCUCUUAAAUCAUGACUUAAAGGGAGAGGAGGGAAGUGAAUUGUAGCCAAAAUUGGGUUCACCCCAGCUGCUCGAUAGCCAAGAGAAAGAAUCUACUUUUAUAUUUGAGUGUUUCGUAGUUGUGGGACUCCGUGUUCAAUGCCUGACCAAAACAGAGGGAGUCUGGGUCAAUGAGUUGAUGCUGAUUAUUGUUGUCGGUUCUUCUUUCACCAGUCUGUGGAUUUCAGUCUUCCAGUUCACUCAUUUGGGGCAAGAAACUGGGGCAAGGUGACGGGAUGAAUGACAGGCUUGCUCCUUUUUCUGUAUUUAUUUAUUUAUUAUUAUUUAUUAUGGCUCUUCUGCUGAAACUCUUUCGUGAGACCGAAUCCAGCGCUGGACACAGCACACACACACACACACACACACACACACACACACACACACACACGUCUUCAUGCACCCAGAGGCCGUUUAAGCGGCCGCGUGUCUUCUUUUGGCGAUUCUUCCUUGAAUGCAGUCUUUGCACAUUUAACCCCGUCAGGUACUGCAAUAACACAGGCACAUUCCAAGAAGGGCACAGAGUAGGGAGGACGGUCGGGGGGUAAAAAGGAGCUGUGUGGCAUUUUCAGCAUGCUUUCAGGUUCAUACAAUUCAUAGAGUACUGUAUCACGUUCGAUAGCUUGGCCACUGCUGUGUCUAAAGGGACCAUGGUCUUCUCUUCAACCAAAAACCUGUUCUGUGCUGUUUCACAGUGCUUUCCCCAGAACAGACCUUUACCGGCUGUUGCAGGGUUGAAUCCUGUCGUUGAUAGCUUUAAGUGACCACAGGUUGUUUUUUUGUUUUUUUUUGUUUUUCCUCUCUCUCUCCUCAACCCAUGUGGUCAGAACCUGCUGUAGCAGUUGUGCUGGUCUGGCUGCGUGCACUAUCAGCUCGUCGUUGUGUAGUAAAUCAUUUCUCAUUUCCAGUUUAUUUGCACUAUGAGAUUCGAGAGCUUCAAGCCUUUUUUUCUGCCCUUCAAUAUCUAGUCCAUGAACUCACUCAGACAAUAGAAAUUUAAAUAGUUAAAACUUCUUUGAAAUCAACAUACCUUGAAUAUUAGUACACAGUUGUAGUCAAAUAUAAUAUAUUGGGAUGAAGUUGCCUUAGAUUUUGUUUUUUUGUUUUUUGUGCUGCAACUAUUCUCAGGAAAUCUUGAGCGAUGCACUAAGUGAUUAUACAAAAUAAUAAAUGGGAAGAAAUUGUAUGGUGCUGUAGGGAGACUGACGCUCUUCGUGUAAGGCCAGAUGUUUCAGAAUAAAAGAUUUUGUUUUAUGUGUGUUGGUGUUAAAACACAGUCAUUCCAACCUAUUGUGAAGUAAAAAAAAUCAGGAAAUAAUAGUAAUGAAAGUAAAAUCCUGGCCUUACAGGAACCAGUCUUACUGGAAAAGCAGUGCGACAGUUGGUCCUGUUGGUGAAGGGUGUUGGUGCUCCCACUCAGAGCUUUGUGAAUGAAUGAGGGUUAACUGAUGCCAGCUGUGAAGUGUGUGUUUCUACGUGAGCUGUUUGUUUUCUUGGCUACGGUGAAGGGACCUGGGGUCUGUUAUGAGUAGAGACCCCGCUAUCAGGGAUACAUUUUUGUCUUUCUGUUGUUAGUGGAACUUUCUCAGAGAUAUGAAUUAAUUUCCCCAUCAUUUGUUUCAGAUAAUAUAAAGAAAAUAAAUAUAUCUAAGCUUG
Molecule: messenger RNA, 4498 nt
Organism: Betta splendens (Siamese fighting fish)
Lineage: Eukaryota; Metazoa; Chordata; Actinopteri; Anabantiformes; Osphronemidae
Gene: zbtb7b
Product: zinc finger and BTB domain containing 7B
Exons: 4
Coding region: 580-2235 (551 amino acids)
Biological process (GO): positive regulation of gene expression; regulation of transcription by RNA polymerase II
Molecular function (GO): protein binding; RNA polymerase II cis-regulatory region sequence-specific DNA binding; DNA-binding transcription factor activity, RNA polymerase II-specific
Source: RefSeq, a predicted model, not a curated record